GCCACUCUUCGCCCUAUUCUUUACAAACUAUUCGAAAGCUUGCCACCAAUUCUUAACUCUCAUCUCCACAGAAAUGUCAACUCGGAGGUCAAAACGAAGGCCUCGUAAGGCUAUCAACAUUAAUAAUGCGCAUUAUGUCGGAUAUGUUGAAGAAAAUGAGUCCAUUGAGGCUAUUAUGAAGAAGUUUGAGGAGCUUGCGCGUAUUGAGGAGGAGAUUGCAAAAUCCAAAGCCGCAGCUUCAUCUAGCAAUCCAAAGAAUGACAAUGAGGCAUCAGGAUCGAGUCCAGGGCCAGGAUUAGGGGCGGAUCCAGACUCGGGAUCGGGAUCAGGAUCGGGAUCAGGAUCGGGAUUAAGAAGCGGACCAUUCGAGGCUGACGGAGAAGUGAUCUUUGGGGUAGAAAAAAAGCAAAAUACUCCUAAUGAAGACCAAGGAUUUACAGAUGAACAACUCCAGGAGAUCUUUAGAAGGACUUCAGGUUUUACAGUCAGAUCAAUGCUUAGAGAUACACCCGAUGAUAUUUAUGAGGAGGACUUGUGGCAGGCAAGCAUUGCAGAUGAAGAUUACCUUUAUGACUUUGAGGAGGAAGACGAUUACUUGAUGGCUAUGGACGAUGCCUUCUGGGAUGAAGAAAUGAAGACAUCAAAGAAACGUGGCCGUAAAGAGAAGGAGCCCCGACCGCCUAAAGCGCCCAAAGAACCCAAGAUCAGGGGAGUAGGAGAGAAGAGGAGGCUUCAAGGAGCGGACCGGGAGUCGAUUCUACAAAGGUACAAAGUUAUGCAAGUCCGUCUGCAGGACCGAAAUGGAGUGUUUUAUACCGUAAAGAAAAAAGUCUUGACUAUGGACCCUAGUCUACCAACCUAUGUGCGCAUUCCACCUGUCCCUAUACCUCGAUCAUGGAUCCAUCCUAUCAAGACGCUGGAAAAGCAGGCGCAGCUACAGAAUAAUAUUCCUGGUUCGCGGUACGAAGAAACGACAAAUAUUCUAGAAAUGGACUUGACGCGAUUCGGGACUGACUUCCAAGCUAUUUACAUGGAUCCACCGCUUUUGCGUAAAGGAGAAGAGGCAGGACCCAACAAGAUUACAAUGGAACAACUGGGUGCCAUCAAUAUUAACGCGAUCCUACCCAGGGGAUUUCUGUUUGUGUGGUUGGAAAAGGAAUUUUUACCGGAGAUGGUUCGUAUGGCUGAAAAGUGGGAGAUGCGGUAUGUGGAGAAUUUCUGUUGGAUCAAACGAAAUGUGAACAAUCAGAUCGUACGCGACAAAUCGCCCUAUUUCAACUCAUCCAAAUUAUCUCUGUUGAUUUUCCGCAAAGAGGCUGAUGUGGACAUUAGACAUCAAAGAAGUCCGGAUUGCGUGUUUGAUUUCGUCAAACCCAGUGAUCCAACAGAGCUCUCAGAAGAAAAACCAGUGUUCAUGUAUGAGCUUAUUGAAACUCUAUUGCCUCAGGCCGUCUAUUCAGAGAGUAAUCCCAAUGGCGAGCGGAUGCUAGAACUCUGGGCCCGGAAAGGAACAAAACGUAAAGGUUGGACUUCGAUCUGUCAAUUGAAGGUAUAAAGUAGAUGUUUAAUGUAAUACAAAAUAAAAG
Messenger RNA from Lobosporangium transversale, 1586 nucleotides. RefSeq names its product MT-A70-domain-containing protein. The transcript has 6 exons. Bases 74 to 1555 code for a protein of 493 amino acids. Gene Ontology annotation, cellular component: RNA N6-methyladenosine methyltransferase complex. NCBI's taxonomy places the organism in Eukaryota, Fungi, Mortierellomycota, Mortierellomycetes, Mortierellales, Mortierellaceae. The record is from RefSeq and is a predicted model, not a curated record.